Messenger RNA from Fomitopsis serialis, 777 nucleotides. Its product is annotated as 6-phosphogluconolactonase. Gene Ontology annotation, molecular function: 6-phosphogluconolactonase activity. The coding region runs from base 1 to 777 and encodes 258 amino acids. Lineage: Eukaryota; Fungi; Basidiomycota; Agaricomycetes; Polyporales; Fomitopsidaceae. The transcript has 2 exons. Gene Ontology annotation, biological process: pentose-phosphate shunt; carbohydrate metabolic process. The record is from RefSeq and is a predicted model, not a curated record.
AUGCCAGUCACCGCACCCUCACCACCCAUUCUCUAUUCGUUCGCGUCCCCCACCGAGCUCUGCGAUGCGGUCGCGGACUUCAUACUAAAGGCCCAGAAAGAAGCCAUCGACAAGAAGGGCAGGUUUUCGGUCGCUUUAUCCGGUGGCUCGCUGCCUCAACAGCUCAACGCUCUGAUCAACAAGCCCGGCGUGAGGUGGGACAAGUGGCAAGUCUUCUACGCCGACGAGCGUGUCGUCCCCCUCGACCACCCCGACUCCAACCACAAACUCUGCACAGACGAGCUCUUCUCGAAAGUGCCCAUCCCCAAGGAUCACAUACACACGAUCGACCCCUCGCUCGCCGACGACCUCGAGGAGCUCUCGGACGCGUACGAGAAGGAGCUCAUCCGCGAAUUCGCGCAGAAAGACUCCGCCCGCUUCCCCAUCUUCGAUCUCAUCCUCCUGGGCACCGGCCCGGACGGCCACACCGCGUCGCUCUUCCCCGGCCACCCGCUCCUCACGGAGGAGGAUCGCUGGGUCGCGUACAUAGAGGACAGCCCUAAGCCACCCGCGAGGCGCAUCACCUUCACCUACCCCGUCAUCAACCACGCUGCGCGCGUCGCCUUCGUCGCGAGUGGUGCGGCCAAGGCAGAUACCCUGCAGACCGUUUUCGACAAGCCCGAGGAGGGCCUCCCUGCGUCCAGAGUGCGGCCUUCGCACCCAGGCCAGGUCUACUGGUUCGUCGACGAUCCGGCCGUUUCGAAGGUGCAGUUCCCAAGAACCCCAUUCAAACUCUGA